Mytilinidion resinicola is the source of this 1981-nucleotide messenger RNA. Its product is annotated as MFS general substrate transporter. NCBI's taxonomy places the organism in Eukaryota, Fungi, Ascomycota, Dothideomycetes, Mytilinidiales, Mytilinidiaceae. The record is from RefSeq and is a predicted model, not a curated record. The transcript is spliced from 3 exons. Gene Ontology annotation, biological process: transmembrane transport. Gene Ontology annotation, cellular component: membrane. The coding region runs from base 308 to 1981 and encodes 557 amino acids. Gene Ontology annotation, molecular function: transmembrane transporter activity.
UCCCGCUCUACUAGUUUUGAUUAUACAACUACAGAGACCAUCCGUUCCCGCCGGCACUUGCAACAAGCACGCGGGUAGAAGCAUUCGGCUCUUCGAUAUCUUUGAUGCACGUCACAACUUGACUUGUACCUGAGCAUGCUUCCACUUGUAUCACCUGUCACUAUGGAUACCCAAUAUGUCGGAUCGGGCCUGACCGUCUUUACCGAUAUUUUCUUGCGCAAAGGGUACUUACGUCAAAUGCUUCCUGUUAGCAGAAAAAAACGACCCUCUUUAUUCCCAACGUUCUCAUUCUCCAGAAUCCUCCCAAAUGUCAUUUUCCAUACCCCGGUAUAGGCCGAUUUGUGCCAGACUCUCCAGAUUAGGAGGCUCUGUCAAGGAAUGGUCCAGAAAGCCCACCAGCGAGACGUCGCCUACAGCACCUACCUGGGACGAAGAAGCAUCGAGUACUCACCUAAGUGAUGCCGACUUACCACCGAAAAAACCGUUCGACUCUUCGUUGGCUGAAGUUGGGUUCUGCUUUGCAGUUUGUGGAUCGCAAGCCCUUGCUGAAUAUCUCUUGACCGGCGCUGGGCAAAUUUUCAAUUCCGUGGCAGAAGACUUUCACUCUUCAACCACGAGUAUGGCCUGGGCAUCGUGUAUCCAUAGCGUCAUCGUCGCUUCUGCAACUCUUCCGUUCGCACGCGCUGCCGAUAUCCAUGGAGGCUACCCUGUCUUCAUCUUCGGAAUGAUCUGGAUACUCGUCUGGACUAUCGUCGCCGGGUUUUGCAAAAAUACGGUCAUUUUUGCGAUAUGCCGCGCCAUGCAUGGUUUUGCGCUUGCGGCCAUUCAACCAGCUAGUUUGGCCAUGAUUGGGGCAAUCUAUAAAGCCGGAAGGCGGAGAAACAUUGUGUUGGGUAUCUUCGGUGCCUGUGCUCCUUUUGGUUUCUUUGCUGGAGUAGCCAGUGGGACGCUUUCCGCAAACUUCCAUCGUUGGCAGUGGUAUUUCUGGACUGCUGCAUUACUGUCAUUCGUGGUCAUACUAGCGACAAUUCUAACCAGCCCUCAAGCAUGUCGCGACCCACUUCCCUGCAAGAUCGGAAUGGACUGGUGGGGUUCUUUCACAAUUUUCUCCGGGCUCCUACUAAUCACCUACUCACUUUCUACCGGGUCCGACUACUCCCACGGAUACUUCUCCUGGCACACUCUAGUCCCACUCGGCAUCGGCUUACUUCUACUCUGCAUCUCCGUCUACAUCGAGCUCAAAGUCGCCGCAAGCCCCCUCCUACCAAAACGCUUCUUCGCCAACCCCUCCACAAUCCCCUUCAUCCUCGCCUGCCUCUUCUUCUACGGUGCCUUCGGCAUCUUCCUCUUCUACGCCACCUUCUACCUCCAAACCAUCGCCGCCACCCCCCCGCUCACCCUCCUCCUCUACUUCACCCCGCUCGGCCUCGUCGGCAUCCUCAUCUCCCUCCUCGCCGGGCUCAUCAUGCACCGCAUCCCCCUCACACUCCUCCUCCUCUUCUCCGGGCUUGCCUGGAUCCUGACGCCCCUCCUCUUCGCCUUCGUCACGCCCACGGCCUCGUACUGGCCCCUCGUCUUCCCCGCCAUGGUCUGCGCCGCGCUCGGCCUCGACCUCACCUUCACCAUCUCCACCGUGUUUCUGACGUCGUCGCAGCCGCUCGAGUUCCAGGGCGUCGCGGGCGCCGUCUGCUCAAGCCUCGUGAAUCUGGCGAUUGCGUUCUCGCUGGGCUUGGCGCAUGUCGUGUUUUCGCAGGUCGGGGGUGGGCAGCUGGGGGCGUAUCGGGCGGUGUUUUGGCUGGCGACGGCGAGUGCGGGGGUCGGGUUUGCAGUUUGUGUGGUGGCGGUGAGGAUUCCGAGGGCGGCGGGGCAGGUGGGGAUGGGGAAGGUGGAAGUGGAGGUGGAGGUGGAUAGUGGGAUGGGGGAGGAGGGGGGAAGCGAGGGGAUGGGAGCUGGAGAGGAGGGUAAGGAGAUUGGUGUCUAG